UAUCCUAUAAUGCGGUAGUGGGUCGGUUGCCACGUUUGUAUGCGACUUCUUUACUCGCAAAGCUAACCUCGCCGCGCAUAUUGAGGAACACUCGCUCUUGCCGUUAGGAUUCGCUUUCUCGCGACCCCGAUGGCGGCACCGAGCAAGAGGUGGCUUCCCCUCGAAGCCAAUCCAGAUGUCAUGAACCAGGAACGUCAUCUUUUAUCGGCACGGAAUUCUUUCUAUUUAAUGAUGCUGAUGCAGUUCAUUUGGGGACUUGGUGUUCCCGAGGAGGAGGUGGAGUUUAAUGAUGUCUAUGGUUUGGAUGAGGAGCUUUUGGAGAUGGUUCCAAAGCCCGUCCUCGCGGUGAUGUUUCUUUUCCCUUAUACUGCCCAGAUUGAAGCUGAGAGGAAAGCGGACAGGGAACAAGACUCGACUGAGAAGAAG
Molecule: messenger RNA, 426 nt
Organism: Elaeis guineensis (African oil palm)
Lineage: Eukaryota; Viridiplantae; Streptophyta; Magnoliopsida; Arecales; Arecaceae
Source: RefSeq, a predicted model, not a curated record